AUGCCGGAGGGGAUGUUUUCACUGUUCAGCCACUGGGGGUGGGAUCGGCACAUUCCGUCCGUAACUGCGCCCUUGUUUCAUUCAGCUUCCAGGGCGCAGCCGGUGCUGACUCAGCCGGCCUCCAUUUUGGUGUUCCUGGGACAAACAGUGAAACUCUCAUGUGCCCUGAAUCCUGGGUACAACAUCCGAGAGUUCGGAGUCGCCUGGUACCAGCAGAGACCUGGCAGCUCUCCGAGGUACCUGCUCUAUUACAAUUCGGAGUGGGACAAGGACAAGCCCUCUGGAAUUCCGGACCGCUUCUCUGCGUCCAAAGACCUCGCCAGCAACGCCUGCGUUCUGACCAUCGCCGGGGUCCAGGCUGAGGACCACGCUAACUAUUACUGCUCGGUCGCAUAUCCCAUCUACUAUCUCUAGAAAUGUGGAACCAAAACCUGUGCUGGUCCCCGGGGGACUCUGAUGAGCCCCUGCUUGCAGAGCCUCGUGCUGAGGGAACCGCAGCCCUAUAAGGAAUGGAAAAAAGAAACGGCUCAUGUGCUCCACCCUUAAAUUAGCCUAGAGGUGAGGCCCCCCCGGUCAGUUAUGCUCAGAGAGCUGUGACUGAUGGUGGCUUCUUGUUUGACGGAUGUCACCUGGUGGAGCACAGAAUGCUGCGAGACACGCAGGGCCAGAUCCUGCCAGGUGCUGGCACCUGCAGCUCCUACUGCAGAGAGACCCUACCUAACGGAGCUGGUCUUUCCUGCCCGCAGGCCCUUGUCCAUCUGCUCAGAUCCCCGUCAGCUGCAUGUGGGGCACCCAGUACAACUUGACAUAAAAGCCGGACGUAAAACCCGGAUUUCUAAAGCACUAGUUCUGAUGUUCAGGAGUAUGUUAUCUGCCUUUCCUACAUAGAGCAGGCCGGGUUCUCACUUUCUCUGCUUCUGGGCUUGGGACAGGAACAAAGGAUGCUGCUGGUGGUGGAGAGAGACAGUCCCUGUAAGCUACCUGUGCACUUCCUGUAUUCGGGGCCCAUUCAGGGCUCUGCCCAGUGCCUGGUGUAAGUUAGUGCAGUCUCAGGGCUUCUCUGAUUUAUACUCAGCAUAAGUGUUUGCCAGCUACUGAUGGCUUCUUUCUCAGUUCUGUGGUUCUGAGGAAGUGUUUUUGUUUAAAUGGGAAGACAAAGAGAUUCCUGGUCUCUCAUCCCAGCUCUCUUCAAGGCCAUUAGCCCAUGGGGCUGAGAGAGAGAACUUGGUGGGAGCUUUUCCCUAAGAUGGUGGCAGCACAUCACUGCCCACGGCCGCACUCACCAUGAAACCGUGGCUGUUAGCCAACAGCAUGCACAUG
Molecule: messenger RNA, 1320 nt
Organism: Mauremys mutica (yellowpond turtle)
Lineage: Eukaryota; Metazoa; Chordata; Testudines; Geoemydidae
Product: pre-B lymphocyte protein 3-like
Exons: 1
Coding region: 1-414 (137 amino acids)
Biological process (GO): immune response; immunoglobulin production
Source: RefSeq, a predicted model, not a curated record